Messenger RNA from Clonostachys rhizophaga, 2883 nucleotides. NCBI's taxonomy places the organism in Eukaryota, Fungi, Ascomycota, Sordariomycetes, Hypocreales, Bionectriaceae. The record is from the annotation of a GenBank genome assembly.
AUGGCUGAAAUCGCGGAGGCGUGCUAUAUCACAGUCAACCAGAUAGAGGAGAUCUAUCCUUGCUUGCCACAGCAAAUUUCCCAGAUUGACGAUAAAAGAUCUGAGCAGUUUCAGAUACUGGUCAAUUUCGGGCCUGAUGCUGAUAUUGAUGGGUGGUGCGAUGCUUUGCGGCAAGUCGUUGCAGCCAACUCAACUCUUCGAACACGAAUUGUAAAAAGUCGUGUUGGAAUUGUCCAAGUCGUCACUACAGAGGAGCAUCAAACUGAGAGACAUAUUGGGGCAGAUGUUGACCAAUACGUGAGAGACGGGGAGCAAAGGCUUCUAGGCUUCGGUGACUUGCUCUUUCGGUCCGUUGUUAUCGACAGAACCUUUAUUGCUAUCAUUCACCAUGCAAUAAUGGACCAUAGCUCCAUCUCUACGCUUCUUAGAGAAGACGUGAGCCAUGUCUUCUUUGGUCAACAGAUCAAUCAACGGCCUGCAUAUCGAGACUUUGUGGACUACAAUCUAGACAUUGACGAGUCUGCAGCAAGGGCUUUCUGGGCUUCUCGCUUCAAAGGACCGUCUGCAAUCUAUCCACCCGUUCCAGUCGGUCAUCGCCCUCACCCUUACGGAGUGGCGACCAAGACCAUGGCACUUGACCUUCAACGCACGGGAGUUUCCCCUGCCCAUGUGCCGCUGUACAUUGAGGCUGCAUGGGCUUUGACUGCUGCCACUUACGCCAACAGCGACAAUGUCGCCUACGGCCUUGUCUUAUCUGGGCGCAGCCCAUCUGCUCGCGGCUUAGAGAAGACUCUCGGACAAACAGUCGUGGAAAUACCUGUCCAAGUCCAUCUCAAACGAAAUAUGACGGUCGAGAAGCUGGUGAAAGAUCGUGCGACUUCGCUGCGCACACUUCAAACGGAGCCCUCGAUCCAAUUCGGCUUGGAUGGCAUCGCCUCAGCCAGUGAUGCAGCGCGAACCGCGGCUGGUUUCCAAACCCAAUUAAACAUUAUACCAUCCCCUAGAACUCUUUCAGACAAGAGAAGCGCCCCUAAGAAUGACGACAUCGAAAUGGAUCGUAUCGUCUGGAUGGCAAAGGGCGCAUUCGCUCUGAUGAUUCCCUGCUACAUCGGGCCCGGACAAGUUUUCGUCGAAGCGAAAUAUGAUCCGGUGUGCAUACCAGAACGCCAAGUACAUCGCGUUCUGAACCAAUUCGAUCACGUUUUACAGCAGCUGCUUGUCGCUCCGAUGAAUUUGAAGCUCAAUCAAUUGCGUUUGUUCAGCUCUGAUGGGAUGGCUGAGGUCACCCAAUGGAACAAAAUCUUACCCAAGGCGGCAGAAAAACUCAUCUAUGAUGACUUCGUCCUGAAUUCUCACCUACGACCCAGUAUCCUAGCCGUUGAGGCUGGCGAUGGACAUGCUUCCUAUGGUGAGCUACACCAACUCUCCGAUAGUUUCGCAGAAGAGCUGCACAGAAGAGGCAUAGGCUGUCGCGAACCUGUCCUUCUCGCGAUGGAGAGAUCUCUGCCUGCAAUUAUUGCUAUCAUCGGUAUUAUAAAGGCCGGUGGUAUCUGCGUCCCUGUUUAUAAACAAGAUUCAUUUAAUCAGAAGGCCAUCUUGGCCUCUUUGGUUAAAGCGAGAUUCGCGCUCAGCUCCGCCUCUGACUACUCUCUGCUCGAGGGUGUCGUGCCAAAUGUCGUACCUAUCGAUAUGACUUUCAUUUCUAAACUUCCACAGUCGAAUAGGAAUGGAAAAGACCUUAGCACAUCUCCGGAAGAUCCUGUUUUCAUCUUCUCUACCAACGGAAGCAUGCUAGGCCCCAAAGACGUGGUGGUCAACCACCGCUCCUUGGCUUCUAAUCUUUCUGCCGUAUGUUCGCGUCUAGACUGGCAUUCGAGCACGCGAAUCCUGCAAUUUGCAUCUCUCGCUUCUGCUGCCAGCAUUUAUGAGAUAUUUGGUGCCCUCUCAUUAGGGAAAUGUCUUUGCAUCCACCCUGAAACGACACGGACCACUGAGACGGAGCUUGCUGACUUCAUCAGCUCGUUCAAUGUGGACACAGCAUUGUUGCCUCCAAGCAUAAUCCGCAACAUCAACCCGGAUCACGUUACAUGCCUCAAAUCACUGACUUCCUUUGGGGAGUCGAUGGAUGAACGCACAUUAGCAAGAUGGAGCAAGGCCACAAGGCUCUUCAAUAGUUGGGGAGUAUGUGAGGCGUCUAUGCUGAACACUGUCAAUGAACUGGCGGUGGGCUCUCCCUGCUCUGGAAACAUUGGGAGGCCAGUCGGAUGUGCCGUUUGGAUAGUGAAUACUAGUAACCCUGACGAGCUUGCCACUAUUGGAAGCAUCGGUGAGCUUUUGAUCGAAGGCCCCUCUGUAGCCAGAGGGUAUUCAAACAGCGACAGCAAGACGAAAGCAUCAUUCAUCCUUCCCCCAAAAUGGGCAUCCGACUUUGGGAGAAAGUCCGGCCGUUUCCUCCGCACGGGCGACCUUGGGAAAUAUGCCGCGGAUGGGACCAUCGUGUUCAUCGGGAAAAAAGAAAACGCGACUAAACUUGGUCCUCAUACUAUUCAACUCGAAGAGUUAGAAAGUCUUCUUCUUGCAUGCCCUGAAGUUCAGGACAUUGUCACAUGUGUCAAAAUUGCAGCGGGCCGCACACAACUCGUUGCCAUUCUAUCUCUUGUAGACCCUGAACUUCCCAAUCAAAAAGUGCUUCAAGAGCUUUCAGAGGCAUAUUGUGGCGUUGUCAACUCGCGUAUCAACAUCAUACGACAAUAUGCAGAACAUAAUACCCUGUGUAGCAAAGUGCCUGAUAUUUGGGUUGUGGUUGAGAAGUUACCGCGCACAGGGUCGUUCAGGUUGAACCGUGGCGCCGUGCGUUCAUGGCUCAAGACAAAUCGCCGUUGA